GGUAGCUGUUACUAUGUGCGGUCUAAAGCAACGACAAGGCCGAUAUUUUUAUGCACAACUACUGUACUGGAGUACGGUCCAGGGUACCACGACUUUCUGCCGACGAGCUGAACUCGGAGGAGGUUGGCACGUGCACUGGCUGAUCCGAGCUCCUCAUUGCAAAAGGAUCCUCGUCUUGACAGCACUCAUCAACCACCGACUCCCUGUCCGCUCACACAUCGCUCAACUGUCGCCCGAGGAGCGACCACAUCACUUCGUACCCACUUGAGCAUCAUCAACAUGUCGAUGUUCAGGUCGGCCCUUCGCACCAGCGCCCGCGCGGCCGGCGCGCUGUCCGCCAGCAGCAGAGUUGCUUCGCAGCGCACCACCCCCGCCGUUGUCAACUCCUUCACCCGCAGCUAUGCUGCCGACACCAAGGCCUCGCCGACUGAGGUCUCUUCCAUCCUCGAGCAGAGAAUCCGUGGCGUGCAAGAAGAGGCGGGCUUGGCAGAGACCGGCCGUGUCCUCUCGGUCGGUGACGGUAUUGCGCGUGUGCAUGGCAUGAACAACGUCCAGGCCGAGGAGCUGGUUGAGUUCGCUUCCGGUGUCAAGGGCAUGUGCAUGAACCUCGAAGCCGGCCAGGUCGGUGUCGUGCUUUUCGGUUCCGACAGACUGGUCAAGGAAGGCGAGACUGUCAAGCGUACCGGCGAGAUCGUUGACGUGCCAGUCGGCGAGCAACUCCUUGGCCGUGUCGUUGACGCCCUCGGUCAGCCCAUCGACGGCAAGGGCCCGGUCAAGACCACCGAGAAGCGUCGUGCUCAGAUGAAGGCUCCCGGUAUCCUGCCCCGCCGCUCCGUCAACCAGCCCGUGCAGACCGGUCUCAAGUCCGUCGACGCCAUGGUGCCGAUCGGUCGUGGCCAGCGUGAGCUUAUCAUUGGCGACCGUCAGACUGGAAAGACUGCCGUUGCCCUUGAUGCUAUGCUUAACCAGAACCGAUGGAACAAGGGCAGUGACGAGAGCAAGAAGCUCUACUGCAUCUACGUCGCCGUCGGCCAGAAGCGUUCUACUGUCGCCCAGCUUGUCCAGACCCUUGAGGAGAAUGACGCCAUGAAGUACUGCAUUGUCGUCGCCGCCACCGCUUCCGAAGCCGCGCCCCUACAAUACAUCGCUCCUUUCACCGGUACCGCGAUGGGAGAGUACUUCCGCGACAAUGGUAAACACGCCGUCAUCAUCUACGACGAUCUCUCUAAGCAGGCCGUUGCCUACCGUCAAAUGUCUCUGCUGCUCCGUCGUCCUCCGGGGCGUGAGGCCUAUCCUGGCGACGUCUUCUACCUCCAUUCUCGUCUCCUCGAGCGUGCCGCCAAGAUGAACGACAGACACGGCGGUGGCUCCCUCACUGCCCUUCCGAUUAUCGAGACCCAGGGUGGUGACGUGUCUGCCUAUAUUCCCACCAACGUCAUCUCCAUCACCGAUGGCCAGAUCUUCUUGGAGGCCGAGCUCUUCUACAAGGGUGUCCGCCCCGCCAUCAACGUCGGUCUUUCUGUCUCCCGUGUCGGCUCCGCUGCUCAGCUCAAGGCCAUGAAGCAAGUUGCUGGCUCUCUCAAGCUUUUCUUGGCCCAGUACCGUGAAGUGGCGGCCUUCGCCCAGUUCGGUUCCGAUCUUGAUGCUGCCACCAAGCAAACCUUGAGCCGUGGUGAGCGUCUCACUGAGCUGCUCAAGCAGAAGCAGUACCAGCCAAUGGCCGUCAACGAGAUGGUCCCUCUUAUCUUCGCUGGUGUCAACGGUCUCCUUGACAGCGUACCGGUCAACAAGAUUCUUCAAUGGGAGGCCGACUUCCUCAACCACCUCAGGAGCAAUGAGAGCGGUCUGAUUGAGCAGAUUGAGAAGGAGGGCGCGUUGAGCAAGGACUUGGAGAACAAGCUCCGGGAGACGAUUCAGAGCUUCACCAAGAGCUUCUCGUAGAGGACAUGAAGAGCGGAGAUAGCAGCGGACAUGGGUUACUCACGGGGAAGUUGCGGUUAUCAUGCGUGUAUAGUACAAAAGGCACGCUAUGGGCGCUGAUUGCGGCAGCUUUAGCGUGGCUGUAGCAUUUGUAGAUAUGCGGGUACUGUCUCCUUUGUCACG
Messenger RNA from Baudoinia panamericana UAMH 10762, 2103 nucleotides. RefSeq lists its product as uncharacterized. Gene Ontology annotation, molecular function: ADP binding; ATP binding; proton-transporting ATP synthase activity, rotational mechanism. The transcript has 8 exons. NCBI's taxonomy places the organism in Eukaryota, Fungi, Ascomycota, Dothideomycetes, Mycosphaerellales, Teratosphaeriaceae. Bases 280 to 1941 code for a protein of 553 amino acids. The record is from RefSeq and is a predicted model, not a curated record. Gene Ontology annotation, biological process: proton motive force-driven ATP synthesis; proton transmembrane transport.